GAAGAACUCACAUGAAUUUCUUCAAAGAUCGCGUGCAUCUGCUGAGUCAUGAAUGGUGGUGUUCAUGGGCGAUAAGUGGUUGAGUAUCAUGUAGCUGAGUCGCGACCCUUGCUUGGGUACAGUACGCGUCACAUCUCUCAUCGUCAAGCUGCAACACUUUGAGGCUUCAACAUCUGUCAACAUGCCAAAGCCAAAGAAAGCUCUCACAACCAAAGACGUUCCUCCUGAAUUUCUUGAGGCCGCGUUCCUUAUCGGACAUGUCCCUCAGAUGGCAUUACAAUCUGACCCACGCAUAUCUUUUUCCCUCUACGUCCCACCUGGACCGUACAAAUCGCGUGCAGCAAAUACACAAGACGAAACUACCAACAAAACGAAACUACCACUUCUAGUCAAUAUCCAUGGGACACGAAGAAAUCUUUCUGCCAUCUAUGGUGAUUUAAAGACUUUUGCCGAUUCCAUGCCUUGUGCAGUUUUGCAACCUCUUUUCCCGGCCGGCAUCGAAGGACCGAAUGACUUGGACUCAUACAAGAAGCUCAAGUCCAAGACUUUCCGGUCUGAUCUAGCUCUGCUAUCGAUUCUUGAUGAGGUCGGAGCACGCUGGCCGCACAUCGAUACGACAAGACUCUUCCUCAUGGGGUUCUCUGGCGGUGGGCAGUUUGCACAGCGCUUCUUGUAUAUCUACCCAGAACGUCUGGCAGCCGUCGGUAUAGGAGCUCCAGGGAAGGUAACGAUGUUGGAUGAACAACAGAAGUGGCCGAAAGGAGUUUCGGACGUCCAGGAAGUCUUUGGAAGAUCAGUCGACAAGACUUUGCUCAAAGCGGUUGAUAUCCACAUGGUCGUCGGCAGCACAGAUACAGGUGCACAUGGUGGUAACGAAUUUAAGGAAUGGCAAGGCCGGAUGAAGGCCAAGAUUAAGACAUCUGGCUCUGAUGAAGAAGCUGAAUUUAUCAGUAACAUCGAGAGCUCGAAGGACGGCAAAGGCAGACUCGGCACUCUGCAAAACAUUCAGACCGUCUGGAAAGAUCUCGGCAUCGAAGCUCAUCUUGAUAUUGUAGACGGAGUCGGUCAUUCCGCCGAUGGCGUUCGUGGUGCUGUUUUGGCAUAUCUUGAGCCCCUUAUAAAGGCUCACAACAAAUGAACGCUCCCCGACUUCCAUCAGAGCUGGAAUACUACAGAUGAUAUUUUAUCGAGCUCCCUAUUAAACAUAACCUAAAGCGAUCUUAAAAAAUAACGCAACGAUAACUCCAGAUAGCCCUUGUUUGGGCAGGUCGCGCUGUCCUAGCUAGCUCGAAAAAAUAACAAUUUCUGUCGUAUCCUCUACUCUAGCUCGCCAG
Molecule: messenger RNA, 1334 nt
Organism: Aureobasidium subglaciale EXF-2481
Lineage: Eukaryota; Fungi; Ascomycota; Dothideomycetes; Dothideales; Saccotheciaceae
Exons: 1
Coding region: 182-1138 (318 amino acids)
Source: RefSeq, a predicted model, not a curated record